Molecule: messenger RNA, 1475 nt
Organism: Dermacentor silvarum
Lineage: Eukaryota; Metazoa; Arthropoda; Arachnida; Ixodida; Ixodidae
Gene: Vps8
Product: vacuolar protein sorting-associated protein 8 homolog
Exons: 14
Coding region: 205-1455 (416 amino acids)
Biological process (GO): endosomal vesicle fusion; protein targeting to vacuole
Cellular component (GO): HOPS complex; late endosome
Molecular function (GO): protein binding
Source: RefSeq, a predicted model, not a curated record
CUGUGGUUCAGCGGUUCAGCGAUUCUGUACCGCUUUUCGCCCGAAGAGCUCAGCACGUUCACCAUACUCGCUGCUGCGAAGCUUCGUGACGAAUUUGAUUCGACCUUUGAAGUUCUCUCCGGUUAUCGUGCAAGACGCCAGCGCGCUAGAACUUGGUCGUUUAGUAGGGGCUGCAUGGGGGCGGUAGGAUAGAGCGGCAACGAAAUGGAUGAAGCUAGUGACGGCGUUGGCGGGAGGCCGCGAAAUGAUUCCAUCGCUACGGAAGACGCUACCCUUGCUUUUAAUUUAGAAGAAUUGGACGACAAAGAAUUUGAGCUUCCACCUGUGGAAAAUCCACCAACGUUGGAGAGCAUAUUAAACGAAGUGGAUGGAGGCUCGCUGAGUGACGAAGAGGUGCCCAACCAGGCAAUCUUCCAUGGAAGCUGUGAUUCAGUGUCUCUUGGUAGCGUUGACUCAAGGAGUCUGCCAGCAGAGAAAGUUGGCACUCGUCCAAACAGCAUCCUGCGGCAUGUCAUCUUGCGAGGAGUGUCUUCCCAGCUACGGUCAGCUGUGGAGCGGGUUGACUCUGGAAAACCCACCGCCAUGGCGGUGUCGUCCCUGAUAGCUGUGGGUACCUUCCAUGGCCUGGUGCUUGUGUUUGAUCCUGAACAAGCAUUGAAAUGGUGCUUGGGCAGCAUACAGCUGGGUGAGCAGUAUGGAUCUGUGUCUGCAAUGGGCUUCAACACAGACUGCAGCCGGCUUCUUUGUGGAUAUGCCAAGGGUCAGCUGACCAUGUGGGACCUCACCAAUGGGAAACUGCUUCGUACAAUCGCAGACAUCCACCCACCACAAAUGGCCAUCCUGCAUGUCAAGUUCACAGAUGACCCGACGCUUGCCAUCUGCAGCGAUAGUGGUGGCUCUGUAUAUGAACUUAACUUCAGGCAAGUAAAAGUUCUUAACAGCCGGACGUGCGAGUCUGUGUGCAUUUUUUCUGGAAGUCGAGGUGAGGUGUGUGCCAUGGAGCCGCUGCACGUGAGCCCCGAGGUGGCACGGCACCCUUCCCAGGAGGUGUCCUUGCUGGCCCUGGCCACUGUCACCAAGGUGAUUGUGGUGACUGUGCGCCCAGUUCUCCGUGUCCGCUUCACCCAUUCUCUCAAGGCAAACCCAAACACACUGCCACUGCUGAGCUGGCAGUUUGUGGUUAUCCAGGUGUCAGCUUCGGCACGGAUCAUUGACCCUGUACUGGCCUUUGGCCGCCAGAGCACCAUCUUUUUUUUCCAGGUCAACAUUCCCAGCUUGGACAAGAUCAUUUUUGUGCCCUUACAGAAGGUACAAGUGCAGUACACGGUCCAGAAUUUUACUUGGCUGAACUCUCGAACACUGGCGGCCUUAGAUACGUCAGAGAAUCUGCAUGUACUUGAUGUAAGAUCACAGGAGGAACUUGAGGUAAGUAAUUAUUUAUGUCAUUGUAGUUGAGGAUUGCGCUUUUAGGGCUU